Molecule: messenger RNA, 1588 nt
Organism: Procambarus clarkii (red swamp crayfish)
Lineage: Eukaryota; Metazoa; Arthropoda; Malacostraca; Decapoda; Cambaridae
Gene: Rab39
Product: RAS oncogene family member Rab39
Biological process (GO): vesicle-mediated transport
Cellular component (GO): Golgi apparatus
Molecular function (GO): GTP binding; GTPase activity
Source: RefSeq, a predicted model, not a curated record
AGCUGAGAAGUAAAAACAAACCCGGGCCCGCAAGCCUCACUGUCAUUUGAGUGUGACUUAAAGAGUGUCUCUUGCACCCGUCCCAGUGUAUAAUCAGUCAUGGUGGAGCCAAUAUUUGACUAUCAGUUCAGAUUAAUACUUAUAGGAGACUCGACAGUUGGCAAGAGUUCCCUUUUGAAGUAUUUUACUGACGGAAAGUUCUUCGAGAUCUCUGAUCCCACUGUUGGUGUUGACUUCUUUGCACGACUUAUUGAAGUGAGAGACGGCACAAGAAUAAAAUUGCAGUUGUGGGAUACAGCAGGCCAGGAAAGGUUUAGGUCUAUCACACGUACCUACUACCGCAAUUCUGUUGGAGCAUUAGUGGUCUUUGAUGUAUGUAACAAAAAGUCUCUGGAGCAUGUCCCUAUGUGGAUCAUGGAAGCCAAACGACACAUUGAACCGCACAAGUCUGUAUUCAUACUAGUUGGCACAAAGAUUGAUAUGGAAGAUGAACGAGAGGUGAGAAAAGAGGAUGCUAUAUCUCUAGCAAAGUUUUAUAAUAUUAGCUAUGUAGAAACAAGCUCAAUGAAAGGAAUUAAUGUAGAAGAGGCUUUCAGAACUAUCACACAAGAAGUAUACGAUAAGAUACAGUCUGGAGAGUUCAAAAUUGAGGAUGGCUGGGAUGGCAUUAAGACAGGAUUCUCCAGACCAAAUCCCUCGUACAGUUUAAUGGAAGCUGAGGCAGAGAAGUCGGGAUUUUGUUGCUAGGAGUUUCUAAAAUACUGUGUGUUGAGUCUUUUUUUUUUUUCUUUUAAGGAAACAUUUUAUUUAUUGAAGGUGACUAUUUUCUGAUGUAACAGAUUUUUUGUUUAGCUAAAGUGCUGAUUUGAUAAAAUCAUGUUGCAAGGACAUUCUUAACACUCAGUGAAGAUUUGCAAAUAAACCAAAGGAAGUAUCCUAGUCCCAUCCACCUUCUGCCUCAAAUGUGCAUUGUUUAACAGUGCUCUAUUAAGGGCUCUGACACUGGCUGUAUUAGAUACUGUUUAUUUUAACAAGGGCUCUAACACUGGCUGUAUUAGUUAGUGUUUAUUUUUAUCAACAAGAACUACAGUACUGUAUCAUGUUUUAUCAACAGAACUAAAUAUAAUUUUUAUGCUUAUUUAUAGAGUACAGAUAACAUUUUUACCAGAAUGUGAAACUUGUCCAGAAUAAUUUGGAAUAGGAGUGCUUUAUAUGAUAUUGUGCUGUAAUGUCAUUAUCUUGAGACCUCACUGGGACUGGCUACUACUUUUAUUCCUGAUUUAAGUAUUUAUUUUGAGAGCUCAGUUUAUGACUGUGAUAAGGCCAGUAUAAGUUGUAUGUUAUUUUGUAUGCAUUUGCAUGUGUGGGUGCUUGUGGGCAUGAACAUACACAUACAUACACAUGCACAUACAAACAUGUAUAUAUUUUCCAACCUUGCCCUCCAUACAUCACUCUCUCCCUUACCUACACUACCUCACCCCUUCCCACACUUUCUUAUCCCCUCUCCACACCCCUUAUCAUCUUGCAUGACUCUCUCUUCCUUCUCUCUAUUCCCUCAUCAUUCUUUUCACCCUCCCUUUAUAACAUC